CUCUUACCACACAAUGGUUUGGGAUCUUUGUGUCUUCUUUACCUCAAACCUUACAUAGUUUACAUGACCAAACCUUCAUCAUCUCUUGACCUUAAAGCAUUGCUCUCUCUCAAGCUUACAUUGAGCAACAUGUUCAAUCUGAUCAAGAUAUGGCUCUCAGUUGCCAUUUCCUUAUGCUACUGUUAUUGGAUCCGCAAAUUUAUCCCUGCAGGAACAAUAAGGCUUCUCUCUUUUCUUCCCAUCAUCUGUUUCUACCUCUUCAUUCCUCUCAGUUUUUCCUCUGUACAUUUGUCAGGCAACAUCGGAUUCUUCUUUGCCUGGCUUGCAAAUUUCAAGCUCAUACUCUUUGCUUUCAAUAAGGGUCCUUUGUCCUCAGAUCCAUCAAUCUCUCUAGGACGUUUUGUAGCCCUUACAUGCCUCCCCAUCAAGAUCCAACAAAACCCACCUCCAAAACAAUCACAUAGCUCCAAAACAAAACAGAGCAAAUCACACGAGUCCAAAAGUCCCGAUUUUGAAACCGACCCAUCUUCAGUAAUGCCAAAUACUACUAGCAGCCAAAUCAAACAAAACCCAUCUUCCAUCAACCGAUUUUUACAGUAUGCCAUAAAGGGUCUUCUUGUGGCGGUUUUGGUGAAAAUCUAUGACUACAGUGACUAUAUUCACCCAAAACUCAUCAUGGGCAUGUACUGCUUCCACAUCUACUUUCUGAUGGAAAUCAUCUUAGCCACUGUGGCAGCACUUGCCAGAUCAACACUGGGGUUGGAGCUUGAGCCACAGUUCAAUGAUCCAAUCCUAUCAACCUCACUCCAAGACUUCUGGGGCAGGAGGUGGAAUCUCAUGGUCACCAGCAUCCUGCGACCUACAGUGUAUGAGCCAACAUUAAAAGCUGCCAGGAAUGUGGUCGGUUCCACGUGGGCUCCGCUACCAGCAGUGAUGGCAACUUUUGUUGUGUCUGGUUUGAUGCAUGAGCUGAUACUGUUCUAUAUGGGGAGGAUGGCACCUACGUUCAGGAUGUCAUGCUUCUUUGUCCUCCAUGGACUGUGCUUGACGCUGGAGAUUGUGUUGAAGAAGGCCCUCAAUGCCAGGUGGCGGCUGCCGAGGUUUGUAUCGGGGCCGUUGACCGCAGGGUUUGUUUUCACCACCUGCUUUUGGCUGUUCCUGCCGGAGUUCAUCCGGUGCCAGAUUGAUGUUAAGGCGUUUGAAGAAUACUAUGCUUUAGGCGCGUUUGUCAACAACCUCAGUUCUGCAUUAUGAGGCUUUUCCCCUUUUUUUAAUAGAUAGAACCAUUGUGACUUUGCAUUUUAAUAACAGAAGAUGUUAUUGUCUUUUUCAAUACAUGAUCCACGAUGUAUAAAUAUGGUUUUUUAUUGAAUAAAUUAAUAAUGUUGCAUUUCAUGCUUGAUA
Messenger RNA from Lotus japonicus, 1404 nucleotides. Its product is annotated as acyl-CoA--sterol O-acyltransferase 1-like. The transcript has a single exon. Gene Ontology annotation, biological process: lipid metabolic process. The record is from RefSeq and is a predicted model, not a curated record. NCBI's taxonomy places the organism in Eukaryota, Viridiplantae, Streptophyta, Magnoliopsida, Fabales, Fabaceae. The coding region runs from base 64 to 1254 and encodes 396 amino acids.